This is a messenger RNA of Lontra canadensis (Northern American river otter), 1519 nucleotides long. RefSeq names its product ribonuclease inhibitor-like. The coding region runs from base 254 to 1390 and encodes 378 amino acids. The transcript is spliced from 9 exons. Lineage: Eukaryota; Metazoa; Chordata; Mammalia; Carnivora; Mustelidae. The record is from RefSeq and is a predicted model, not a curated record.
AAGAAUCUAAAAGAACAUGGAUCCAUGAAAAUAGAUACUGGAAAUAGAACAGUUUUACUCAACGGUAUCCAUCUUGAUUCCCUUCUCCCGUUUUAAGAUACCUGAGGCACUUUAAGCAGAGAAGGGUGUCAGCAAUAUUUGCCAAUUUUUAGUGGGGGAUAUGUGAUCUGCUCCUUCAAAAGACAUCUGUGUAUUGGGUUUCAGGGCAAGGUGCUAUUUUCAGAAUCCAGGUAGAAUCUAACACAGUAAAACAAUGCCAAGGGAAAAGGAAGGAAAACAAAAACCUAAAGGAACACCCCUGCCCAUCGUUCCAAUUCUUUGGAAGUUCCUGAAAACGUAUGAAAAGCUCUGUGCCCAGACGCAGACAUCUGUGUGUCCAGCCAUCAGACAGGACUUGAAAACCAGCAUCAACAACGAACAGGUUCUUCGGAAAUUUAUGCUUGUAAGACCUGAAGACUCCCCAACAAGCGUCCUACCCAUUUCCUUAGAACCUUUGCUCAUGACAAUUCGAGAUGAGUGUUAUAUGCUGGGGAAAGAGAUCUGUAUCUGGAGCCUUCAACUGAGCAACCCAGAGAUUGCCAGACUGGCUUCGCUUCUGGAGUUGAAGGGGAGUGCCGCCUGCCCCUUUACCAGCCUGGAGCUCACUGACUGCAGGAUGGAUCUGUGGUCUCUCCAGAGACUCGGGAGGGCUCUGCCACGCAGCCAUCUGCGCUCUCUCGUCCUCGAUUACAGCAGAUUUGGAAAGGAAGAACUUGAGAGUCUUUUCUCAGGCCUGGAGAACAACCAGAGGCUUCAAGCCCUCAGUCUGCGCUACUGUGGUCUGGGGCCACAGAGCGGACCCUGGCUGGGUACCAUCAUAUGCCAGACCGCCAUCAGUGAGCUGCACCUCGACGGCAAUUUCUUACAAUGUUCUGGAGCUCUGGCUCUCCUCAGACCCAUUGCAGAGUAUGCAGAGAUGCAGGGGAGAAAGCAGCCAGCCACAGCCCCACCAGACCCUGGGAGUCCCCCUCAUCAGCUGCAGGGAAUCAAGAAAAAAAUUAAAGAUUUGACUGAAGCUGGUCCUUGGUUAGUGAAGUUGUAUCUGGCAGAUAAUGGCAUAGACAGAAGAGGAAAAGAAGGAGAAAAUGGCUUGUUAGAAUUCACUCAAAUUUUAACAUGCCUGAUCACAUACUCUGCUCACUUACGGGAAAUUGACCUCAGAAACAAUGUCCUGGGAGAGAUGGCUGCUGCUGACAUACUUGAAGCACUGAGAGCCAGAAAGACAGGUAAACUCCCAGUCUUAAAAAUUACAGUCACUCCUCAAAUAUCUUCUGAUACCUUCAGAUCUAUUUGGAAAAAUAGCAGGAAAUCUAGGAUUACCAGUAAAAAGAAGAAGCAGGGUAAAAACUGAAUAUGGAUGUUCUAUAUCUUUAUGGAUGCUCUCUGUUUCCAUGGCCAACUGGACAUGUGUAGAAAGAUCUUGUUUGUUCUAUAAUAAGAGUUUUCACUGGAGGGGCACCUGGGUGGCUCAUUGGGUUAA